GUUUCUCCCAGGCUGCGCUUUUGGUUACUUACGGUAAGGUGGACCCGCAGUGUCCACUCAACGAUCAGGUGAUCCACUAUCUACCGAGCGAAGGCUGACUGGAGGGGGGGAAAUGCAAGAUGACAUAUAGCAAAUGUCUGAGCGUAAUUCAUUCGUAUUUUCGCCUUGGAUUCGGAUUUAAAUCGCGUCGCUGGAGCUCGAAUGUGACGAUGGCUCGUUAAGGGAGGGGGUUUCGGUGGCGCAUCUGCGAUUUUCUUUAAUAUUUUGAUUUAUGAAAAAUCACAUUCACAGACUAAUAUUGGUUUUAACAUGGGGCUGUGCUACAGUUUGCGUCCCCGGCUCUUCGGGGACCUGAGCGGCUCUAUUUCCAACGCUACCUCGGACUCGGACCAGCCUCCGGACGCCGCCGUCGUGCCGAGCCGCGCCGGGGCAGCUCGCCAGGAGGACGCCGCAGGAUGUGGGGAGACUUCAUCGCUACGCGGCGGAGGCCCGGUGCGCACAGGGGACCCAGCUAGGGAGCACCGCCGCGGGGACACCGGGACAGACGGGGUGCUUAUUCAGAACGGAGGAGGCAGCAGCGGCAAGGGCGCAGGGAAGGAGCGCAGCCGACGCUUGCAGCUGCCGCUCAAAAACAGCAGCCAGAAGCAGAAACAUUGGGACAGACUGCUGGUGGAGGAGAGGGAGGCCGAGAAGGAGGCGAGGAAAGUCAGUAAAGAUAUUGACAGGGUGCUUAAGGAGCUCAAGAGGGAGUAUAAACAGACGCAUCGGCUGCUGCUGCUCGGUGCGGGAGAGUCCGGAAAAAGCACCAUUGUGAAGCAGAUGAGGAUCCUACACGUCAACGGCUUCAACGCUGAAGAAAAGAAACAGAAAAUACAGGAUAUUCGGAAAAACGUGAAGGAUGCCAUAGUGACUAUAGUGUCUGCGAUGAGCACUUUAAUACCCCCAGUUCCAAUAGCCAAUCCAGAGAACCAGUUUAGGAUCGAAUACAUCAAAAGCAUAGCACCACUCUCGGACUUCGACUAUCCACAGGAGUUCUUCGAUCAUGCAAAGAAGCUGUGGGACGAUGAAGGAGUGAAGGCAUGUUUCGAGAGAUCAAAUGAAUACCAGCUCAUCGACUGCGCACAAUAUUUCCUGGACAGAAUUGACUCUGUAAGACAAAGUGACUACACGCCAACAGACCAGGAUCUUCUACGCUGCAGAGUGUUAACUUCAGGGAUUUUUGAGACGAGGUUUCAAGUAGACAAAGUCAACUUUCACAUGUUCGAUGUUGGCGGUCAGAGAGAUGAAAGGAGAAAAUGGAUUCAGUGCUUUAACGACGUCACUGCUAUCAUCUUUGUGGUGGCCAGCAGCAGCUACAACAUGGUAAUAAGGGAAGACAAUAACACCAACAGACUACGGGAAGCACUGGACCUCUUCCGCAGUAUUUGGAACAACAGGUGGUUACGUACUAUAUCGGUCAUUUUAUUCCUGAACAAGCAGGACAUGCUGGCUGAGAAAGUAUUAGCUGGAAAAUCCAAAAUUGAGGAAUAUUUUCCCGAAUACGCCCGCUACACCAUACCAAAUGAAGCAACUCCUGAACCAGGCGAAGACCCGAGAGUGACGCGAGCCAAAUUCUUCAUCCGCGACGAGUUCCUUCGGAUCAGCACUGCGAGCGGCGACGGCAGACACUACUGCUACCCGCACUUCACCUGCGCCGUGGACACGGAGAACAUCCGGCGGGUCUUCAACGACUGCCGGGACAUCAUCCAGAGAAUGCACCUGCGGCAGUACGAACUCUUGUGAUGGACAGCAGAGACACGCCCCUCUCUCUCUGUUGGCCCCUCUGUGUUUCCUCUCUGCCAUUCUGCAUUCUUGAUGAACUCUUUCUACCCCUCCUCCCAAAGCCCACAAACAUCACCCCUCCUGUCGAGGAAUAUGAAGUACUACUGAAGUGUGUCAAAUCCUCUUCCACGUUUCAACAUUUUUUUUUGGCUUUUUCUAAUUUAAUUUCUUUCUUGAUUUCUCCCCUUUAAUCCGAUUUUGUUGGAAGUUUGGGGAACAACGUUGUACCUUGCUGCUUCUUGAGUAUUUUACUUUGGAUCUUUCCUUUUUGAAUGCCUUCAUUUUUUUUGUCAUUCCACUAAGCCUCGGGCUACCUCCUGAUUUAUUAUUUUUUUAUUUUUGCCCCGCUUACUGUAUUUUUUUUCAAAACCAUUUUUGGACCUUCUUUGGUGGGUGUGGAAACAUAAAGAAAAGAAAAAAAAAAAAAAACACUGACGGGACCUCAGUGUAGAGGCAGGAAUGAACCACCGCCAUAACUUCAGCGCCUCCUCCUUCGGCCUCCUUCUUUGCUUCGCCCUGAAGACGAGAGGACGGAGAGGAGUCAAUUCAAGUUCUUUUUGUUGUUGUUUAUUUGAUUUCUAAAGAGGAAAAACACACACAAUGUAGCAUCAUAAUAUUUAUUGCCCGCCCUGUCACAACUUUGGCUCGCCGAGCCGCAGGGCGGGACAAAGCAGCCGAGAGACAUGUGGAGCGAGAGAUGAGAUAAAUGGGGGGAAACGGAGGCAGGAAAUAAAGCGAUGGCGACUGAGCUCUCUGCACCUUAGCCCUGCUGCCUCCACGGACUCAAACCGGCGUCCUUCUCUUGUUUUAGUUUUUUUGUUUUGUUUUUUUCCACCCUUUCUAGCUUAGAGAUACUGAACGGGAGGAGGGCGGGAGGGGAAACAAAAAUGUAUUUGUUGUUUUUUUUUUGUUAACUUGUACACUGUGCAAGGUUGAAUUAUCCUGUACAGACUGUAAAAUGUAAUAUUAUUUUGUACAACUUAAUUGAAAGAAAAACAAAUCUACUUGUAGAUCUUUGUGCCUUGAUUAUGGCUGUACCUGUAAAUGAGCUCAGAUGUAAGUAUGUUUUCGACUGCGCUGUACAGCUUGAUGUCAAAAACUCUAUCGGCAGCGAAGAGACUGCGGGUAGGGGACUUUCUCUGUAGAGUUUAGUUUUUCUGGUUUAUAAAAAGAAAGGAAAUGCUGUUUAGUAAAAAAAAAAUGGGGGGAGGGGGAGAAAAAAUAGGGACAAAAAAAAUCCUGAAAACCUGUAUACAUUAUGCAAAUUAACCACUUACCUGCAGUGAAGACCAGAUGUUGCAGCGCCAUGCCUUUUUUUGUUUUUUUGUUUUUCUUUUAUGUUGUUUUAGUUUUCUUUUUUUUUCUCCUUAUAUAAAUAUAUAAAUAUAUAUAUUUUUUGAAUUUCACAGCUUUAAAGAAAUAUUGGAAAAUCCAUUGAAAGUGUCCAAAUUGCAACCUGGUGUUGUUUUAAUAGGAACCAACUUACUUUUCUGUUUCUUUUGUUUAAUUUUUUUUUAAAUCAAAUUUCCUUUUUUUUUCAGAUGAAGUGUGUGAGAUCUGUUUUGAUGUGCGUGCCUGUGCGCAUGUGUACAUAAGACAAACAUAGACUCACAGACGCAUCGUGUGCGUAUGCGAGGGCGAGUGCGUGUCGUGCGUGUAAAAUUUUAUAAAUGUAUGUACAUGUAAAUUUAUAGGUCUAUAUAAAUAUAUAUGUACAAUUAUACAUGUUUAAUUAUGUGUGUGCCUAGGUGUACAUACCUAUGUAUGUAUACGGUAAAUAUGUAUACAUACACACAUAGGAAAGCAUGUUUAGGAUGGAGAUGAAUAAAUGAGAGCGUGCAAUAUUAGUAAUUCUUUGGUCCUUUGGAGCCAUACUUUAAUGGCACAGGCACUAUGAAUGUGUGAGCAGCACCCAACAAGACGAGCUCUUUUCCUUGUACAAACAGCAUCAGCCUUUUUUUCUUCUGAUACAGUACACGUCUAUCCCCGAAAGAGAGUGAACUGACUGGAGGUGCGAAAAAGCCUUGUUUGGGCCUUGGGAGGAUGAUUUAAAUGACGUUUUUAUUUUCUUUAAAUAAAGAGGCACAUUAGAGGACUUUGCUUUAUUUCCAUCCU
This is a messenger RNA of Cyprinodon variegatus (sheepshead minnow), 3936 nucleotides long. RefSeq names its product guanine nucleotide-binding protein G(olf) subunit alpha. Lineage: Eukaryota; Metazoa; Chordata; Actinopteri; Cyprinodontiformes; Cyprinodontidae. The coding region runs from base 310 to 1782 and encodes 490 amino acids. Gene Ontology annotation, molecular function: GTP binding; G-protein beta/gamma-subunit complex binding; G protein-coupled receptor binding. The record is from RefSeq and is a predicted model, not a curated record. Gene Ontology annotation, biological process: adenylate cyclase-modulating G protein-coupled receptor signaling pathway. Gene Ontology annotation, cellular component: heterotrimeric G-protein complex. The transcript is spliced from 12 exons.